AGGGUCAAUCAGAAAGCUGACUCAGCACUAAGUGAGACCACCUGAAGUUAAGUUGUUGUUGUGAAGCGCUAGCGCAGCAUGGCUGUCCUGAUCUGUAUUGUGCUGCUUGCACUGAUAGCCCUCACAGAGUCCCAUGCAGGCAGCAUUCCAGACGAUCACCACUUGUAUCAUGCUCUGCAUCAUUUCGAGGUGGUCCACAAGGACCAUCUUACUCACAGUACAAUAACUGAGAGGACAUAUCAGCGAUUACACUUUAAAACACUAGGAAGAGAGUUCCAUCUUCUACUGAGGCCUAGAAGAGAUCCCCUGCGCAAUGGGUUACAGGCAAUAGUGAUUGGAGAGGGUGGAGUCCAAGAGCUGGUUGACAUCAACACAGACCAUCACCUCACUGGAACACUGGCAGAUGAUCCCCACUCCACGGUCCACGCUCACUAUGAUCGUACUGAAGGCCUUCUCUCAGCAGCGAUACUGACGAGCAUGGACCAUUACUACAUCGAACCUUCCCACAGACACUUCUCACAAUCACAUGACUUUCACAUGAUCUCAUACAGAGGCUCGGACAUCAAGUACAAUCUCACAGGUGAUCCCAAUCAGCAUUUCUGUGGCGUUGGCCACAAUCAAUACCCCUCCAACAGCCAGCAGUCACAUGACAACGUCUUCAGCCUUAGUAAAGCCCCCCACAAAGAUGAAGGGAGGUAUGGCAACAGUGGUAAGGAGCGACUGAGGAGACAGGCCGCUGGGAGAAAACUUCUCUGUCCACUGAGUCUUGUAGCUACUCAUAAGUUUCAUCAGUUUUUCUCAACCGAUGGAAACAUCAGAAACAGUAUCAACUUCAUAAUAUCAGUGGUGGACAUGGCGGACCAGAUAUUCAGAGACUCUAAGUGGAGUGAGGACAUUGGGCAGAGGGGAUUCUCAUUCAGCAGCAUACGUAUACAUAAUACCUCAACGACAGAACCUGUCUACAAUAGUAACCCCCCGGGUGGUGGGUGGCUCUCAGAGGACCUCCUGGUGGCGUUCUCUCAGGCCGACUGGAGUAAAGUGUGUCUAGCUCAUCUCUUCACAGCCGAGAGCUUCACUGAUAAUAGACUGGGCGUGGCUUACAUUGCGAGCAGUCAAGCACACAUCAAUGGCGGAAUCUGCUCCCCAGUGACAAGGAAUUCUGGCCAGCCACCUUCAACGGCAAAUGUAGGUGUGUCCAGCUUCUUCCAGGGGUCACGACCUCUGCUACUGGCCGAAGCCAAACUGGUGUUGGCGCAUGAGCUAGGUCACAACUGGGGUAGUGAGCAUGACCCAACAGGAGGGGGAGUGUCACUGUGUAACCCCGACUUUAACGAGGGGGGAAAAUUCCUCAUGUUCCCCUCAGCUACGGAUGGACAGCAGGACAACAAUAAGAUAUUGUCUCCUUGUUCACGACAGAGUGUUUCCGAUGUACUCAGAGUUAAGACCUCAUGUUUUAUAGAUGUGGAGAACAUGCCCACACAGUGUGGUGACUUUGUCGUGGACUUAGAGGGGGGGGAGGAAUGUGAUGCUGGACCAGACAGCAUGUUGAGUCUUGACCCCUGCUGUGAUAACUUAUGUCAAUUUCGCCCCCAAGCAGUGUGCAGUGACGUGAAUGAGGAGUGCUGCAAUGGGUGUAGUUACGCUACCUCAUCCACCCCCUGUAAGACAUACCCUGCCAACAGUGAUACCUGUCUACAAAAUGUCACCUGCUCUGGUCUUAGUGGCAGCUGUCCCUCAGAAGAGAAAUUUGUUAACGUAACAACACUUUGCCAGGGGAGCGGUUUGUGCCUCCUUGCUGACACACAGUGCAAUAACAGUUUGCCAUGUAACUCCGCCCCUGUGAGCUCCCCUACAGACCGGCUGGUCUGCUUCAACCUUUGUGAACAGCAAAAUAUGACCCAGUGCUUUUGCGAGCCCCUAAGCGAUAACGAGUGCCUAGUGUGCUGUCAGGAAAAAGUUGUAAACAGCACCUGUGCUCCCCUGAGCAGUAAUACUCUAUUGGUGGACGGUUCAACGUGUUUGGGUGGUGUGUGUCGUCUGGGUAGAUGUGAAAUUACAACUCAAGACUUGGCCAGUCGAUUGUUUAAUCUCUUCUCUACCAUCAGUAUCAAUGCAUUCAUUGAGUUCAUGAGUGAGAACGUUGUGUCCAGUGUGCUCUUUAUUGUGACCAUCCUCUGGAUACCUCCCUCCAUCAUCGUCAGCAUCAUAGAUCGCAACAAUUGGAGGGAUUUCUCUAAAACUGCUGACGAACAGGAGAAAGAACAGUGCCUACUGAACGUGGAAGACGAUAUUGAUCGAAAGCAGAUUGACACCAUCGCCCUAACCCACCCUAACAUUGAUGUUUUCAAAGCCAAGAAAGCGCUGCAAAAACAACACUCUAUAGCUGAAUCCAUAUACGAUGACUCCUACGUAUUGGGUGGUCACUACUACCUUCCUGCAAGGGAAAUUCCCUCCCCAGAGGACAGCACAUUGUCGAAAUACCGUGAUGAACAAGAUGGGGAUUCGCAGUCCAAAGAGAAACUGGAUCCUGCAAAGGACAAUAUAUGCGUGUUUAUGUGGAGCGAAAAGGUCAAAGGUCGGUCUGAGAGUAGAUAUCGUGCACAGGACAGUAUUACUUCUUUGAGUAGCCGAUCGACUGAUGUAUAAUUUAUGUUAGGGUGCAUCUUAGUUUGUGAAUUUUAAUCAAUCCCAUUUAACACUCUGUGUGAGGUUUUACAUACGAUUUUUGACUAUAGCCAUACUUUAUCUGUACCUUAUGAUUCAGUGUUCAACCUACAUUAAUGAGAUCUAUAAUUUGCUGGUAGUUUAAAUAUUUUUUCAAAGGAUAUAGCGGUAUAUACUUAAUUCUGGUGUGUAUCCGACUAGAAAAACAUUUGCAAUGUGAAAAAUUGCUAGGAUUGGCCAGGGGAACCACAAAAAAGCGUGGGAACAAGAAAUCAGACGAGAGCAUAACUCCAAUCCGUUACAACGUCAAUCACAUGUAUAUACUGGUAGUUUUCCCAUGUUUUCCCAGCCAAUAUGCCACGCAAUUUUUACUGGUGGAGUGAUGACCAAUCCCUAUAUAUAUUUAUUAUACAUCCAUUUUAGAAUGUGGGGCACAUAAUCAUGAUGAUUUGUGAUGAAUUGAUGUUCCUAAUACAUGCAGUGUUGAGCACAGGUACACACAGUCCAUCCAUGCGUAGUAACAUGCACGGACCGUACUGGUGACUGCAUGGAAUGAUGUGGUGGAUGGAAGCUGAUAGGUGGAUCUGGAACACAGUCUAUUAUUUAAUAUACUAUGUAUUGUACAUGUUCAUGACGUUGUAACGGAUUGGAGUUAUGCUCUCGUCUGAUUUCUUGUUCCCACGCUUUUUUGUGGUUCCCCUGGCCAAUCCUAGCAAUUUUUCACAUUGCAAAUGUUUUUCUAGUCGGAUUCCCUUUCUUUUUCAGUACAGUUUACGUAUCAUGACAUGCAUAAGUGGAACGUCAAGAGGCAGUACAAGAAGAGAAGACAGGACUAAUCAGAUAUCUUCUAGAAUAUCUCUGGACUAAUAAUUAUAGUAUAAUGAGUAAUAAUUUAUUGCUUGAUAAUUAUGUUGAAUUUGCGAAUCAGUAUUAAAUGACAGCCAUUUUAAGAGCAUGAUAUCUAGCCAGUGCAUAUAGCAUGCCUGUCAGAGAAAGGGAGCUAGAGCUGAACAGUGUGAAGAAAAGGAACACCUCAGGCUCUGGAAAAGCACUGCUGCACUGAUUUUAGGCGCACGGUUUAUUAGCCACGCCUAUCUAUUAUUAUUGGCCACAACGCAAUUGCUGAGUCAUUAAAGAUGGCGGAAUUGUCUAGGCAAGAGAAAUAGAGACUGAGAGGUCAUCUGCCUCGUGGAAGCAAUCGCAAAUCUGAAGAAGCGCUUUGUAAUCCAGGUUGUAGUCGUUUGGAAACCCUGUGCAGAAUGUCCUGGAGAUGGCUGUACUUGGAGUAAAUGCUGGGCAAGAACUUACUUACUUACUCACUUACUUACUUACUUACUUACUUAGUCAGUCAGACAAAGAGCGGUGAAACGUCGAAAUAGUGCAAUUUUUAAAAUGAAAAUAUUCAUUCAUUAAAAUGUUCAUGGAUUAUGAAAUGAGAGAUACAAAGAGAGAAAAGGCUAAAUAAACUAUCUGUUCAGCCAGUUUCUUGAUGUGGCCUUUCCCUGCAGAGAUAGAACAGUUUGAACACGAGUCAAAAUAAUUGAAAUAUUGCUAAACACGGGCAAACCCACUGCCAAUCCUAUGUAAAACCUACUGGUUUUACUAAUAUACCUGGUAAUUUCUGGGGGACAAAAUAUUCGUGGUUUUUGUGGUUGGAGCUCAGACCACGAAUAUUUUACCCACGAAUGAAGCAACCUUGCCUACCUUUAUCUGUAGUGCAAGCAGUAACCAUGCACGAAAAUAUGUUUCCACGAAGUGACUAAAUAUUGCUCAACCACAAAUGUUUUGUCCCCCGAAAAUUACCAGAUAUAACGGUAUAUAGACCUAAAACCUAUUUAAGGCAAUCCUCCAAAUAUUGACACCUCGAGCUUAGGAAAUUUUCUGACCUCUAAAAGUAGCGACAGCUAUACCGGUAUGUUGAUAAAAAAAUACAAUCGAGACAAGUAGACUUUGUAGAGCUACGGUCCUCCACUAGGACGUCAACAUCAGUUUUCAACCUUCAGAAGAUGCGACCUCUAUAGAUGGCUUCGUAAUUAUUAAAAGUGUCUCCUUAAAUCUGGUGAUAAUAUAAUUAUAAUGAUUCACUCUGUAUCCUAUAGCUAGAUGAUGUCCAGUGAUAAUUACUUCCCCCAGGCGCUAUUCUUAUAUAAAUCUUACGUCCUCAACAGAUAUUCAACUCAUAAAUUUGAGGGGUUGUCCAGGGAACCCUCAACAGCUAUGAGGGAGUAAUAAUGAACAUAUACCAUUUCUAGGUGCAAAUGAGCAGAAACUUUGCUGCCUAAUUUUUGUUGUGUUGUCAUUCAAGUGAUCUGCAUGCAACUGAAAGUUGUUCCACUAAUGAUCUUUACCCACCUACAUGGCCACUCAGAAGGCUGCUCCGGCUGCUCUCUGGAAAGGCAAUGAAAGGCAUGCACCAUCACAGCCCCUCACCCACUGUCAUCAGCACACAAAGUGUCUAAGAGUACUACCCCUCAUCACACAAUAGACACGACACUCUCCCCGGCUGUCACUGGUGAGAUCAUUCAUAGUAUAGUAUGAUGUCAGAAUGAUACACCCCCUAACAUACACGAGUCCCUCCACCAGUCAGUACAUGGAACUGAGAGCUAGUGAGCUCUAUAGAUCUGGACAGUAUAAUGAUAAGAGCGUUGGAUUUGUGGGAGGAGUCUAAGGUCACUAGGAGGAUGGACACGAACAGUUACAUUGUUGUCAUGGCAAUGUGUGAGCAGCUGGUUUAAUAGCUCUGAGACUUCACUGACUGUGAGGGAGGACAUGAGAUCGCAUGAACAGACGCUGUCAGUCUUUACUGAGUGCUCCCAGCAGGUGCACACACACACUCACCCAAACACCACCGCCUGUGAUAAAUUGGCUGGAUCACCACCUGAUACAUCAGCCUGGGCACUAGGCCGGCACACUGUCGGAUUCAGUAGGCAUUAUGCCGGGGUCACCACAGGAUUCAGAGAGUGAUGCGUGCUUCCUACCAAUAGUGGCUAAACAGUUACUAGAUAGUGAACAUUCUGCACUAGCUCUGGAGGUGUGCUUGCUGACCUCAGUUCACAGAAAUCAAAUCAACUAGGCACCUCAGAAUGAAUCAGUCAGUUUAGUGCAUUCGGGUAGCUUAAUCAACUAGGGAACCAGAUGUUUUGUUUCGCUCAUGAAGUCUGGUUGCUAUGAUCUUGAAGGAUAGAAACGUUAAGUAUCUAAGCACCAUCAUGAGAAUACUUUUAGCUAAAGCUGAUUGGAUUUCGCACAAAUAAUGUUAUAAAUAUCGAUCUCAUCUAGUCCGUUCAUAAUUAAUAGCCUGGAGUCGAGGCUAGAGCUGAUUCUAGCAUUGUCCAAGUGGUAAGUGUGCAUGUGUCCACUCCCUAGAUACUGCCAAGGUGUACAUCUUCUUCAGUGCAUGUGUAACUAAUUGCUCUGGUUAAAUUUGUGCAGACGACUCUGAUGGCGUUUUUACUCUCUGGCCACUCCCUCCUCAUGAAUGGCAUCUUUUCUGAGACCGAGACUGUAUCAGAGCAGAGCUGAGAAUCUCGAACGUAGAGGACAUGCCCACACGGUGUGGUGACUUUGUCGUGGACUUAGAGAGGGGGGAGGAAUGUGAUGCUGGACCAGACAGCAUAAUUAUUACGUCUUGACUUCUGCUGUGAUAACUCAAUCAUGUCAAUUUCACUACCAGGCUGUGUGGAGUGACGUGAAUGAGGAGUGCUGCAAUGGGUGUAGUUACGCUAACACUCAUCCACCCCCUGUAAGACAUACCCUGCCAACAGUGAUACCUGUCUACAAAAUCUCAACCUACUCUGAUCUCAGUGGCAGCUGUCCCUUAGAGGAGAGAUUUGUUGCUGUGGGAAAAAGUUGCCAGGGAGCGGUGUCAGUGUACCUCCCUGUCAACACACACAGUCUGCCAUGUAACCCCGCCCCUGUGAGCUCCCCUCUUGGAGACCGGCUGGUCUGCUCUGUAAACAUGCAGUGCUUUUACGAGCCCCUAGUUGGUAAUUACUUAGCUUACAAUGCACAAAGGUAUUACUUAAUUGUGUUUCUAUUGUAGGGCUGAUUGUGUCACAUGAAUAACUAAAACAGAGCCUAUACGUGUACGGAACUAUAUGCAUAGUGUCAUUCCAUGCAAUGGUGAUACAGUACACACUUGAGUUCAUGAGUGAGAAUGUUGUGUUCAGUGUUUUCUUUAUUGUGACCAUCCUCUGGAUACCUCCCUCCAUUAUCGUCAGCAUCAUAUAAUUACAAAAAUUGGAGAGAUUUCUCUAAAGCUGCUGACAAACAGGAGAUAGAACAGUGCCUACUGAACGUGGAAGACAAAUACAGACCAGAUUGACAUCAUUGCUUUAACCCACCCUAGCAUUGAAGUUUGAAAGUGCUGCAAAAACAACACUCUAUAGCUGAAGCUGAAUCCAUAUACAAUGAUUCCUAUAUUGGGUGGUCACUACUACCUUCCUGCAAGGGAAAUUCCCUCCCCAGAGAACAGCAUGUUGUCGAAAUACCGUGACGGAGUUUGCAAUCCAGAGGACCCUGAAAACGAUGAUUAGUAUAAUUAAUGUUUUAUUAAGCUAAAUAACUGUUUUUGUAGUGAAUUCCCACUAUAGUCACGAGAGCCAUGCUUCAAAUUCUUUGGGAUGCUGGUGACACUAAGUAUUAGUUAUUGAGUUUACUUAUACACAAUGUAACGUGUGUAGUGUAUGUUGUUUGUCUAGCACGAGAGCUAUAUAAUGAAGUGUUAAUAGUGUCGUUUUAAAAUAAAGUACGUACAUAUUAAGGCUAUCUAUGUGGGUGACCUAAUGGAUCGUUAUCCAACAUGUACAUGACACAUAAUUAUUUGUUCGUAUCACACAAUUACUUAGCGAGUUUUGUGUACGAUUGGUUCCUAUUAUGCUUAUAUGAUAGCUCUCAUGCUGCAACUCGAAUCAGGUAUAUCCAUGCCAUUUGUACGUAUAACAUGUUGUUUCUUGUGAUAAUAUUGUACACAUUAUGCAAGCUAGCUACGUACAUAGCCCAUCAUUAAUUUAUAAAAGUAAAAGUGUUACAAAACCUCAAGAUAUGAGCUUUGAUUCUUGGAAUAGCAUAAUUAUAUACAUACACCUACGUACGUACGUUGGAUUUAGGACUUUUAGAGCUAUUAUGUUGAAUACACACAAUUAAUAAAUGUCAUAAUACAUCCUCUGAAUAGUAUAAUGGUGUUGAUAAUUAUGACAUAGAUCAGAGUCCAUCCCAUAAUAUCUGGGCAGGAUUACGUACUUUGAGAUUGCACUCUCAGGAAGAAUGGGUCGGGCCCCACACUGACAGACUGACUCCAGGCGUGUAGCCAGGUAGCUUAUAGUUUAACUGCUGUCUUUCUGUCUAAGGAAACACUGACUGAUCAUGACUAAGUGUAUCAUAUCUAGCAUAGUUUGUUUACUAUUUCCCUCUUCAGGUCACUUGUGUGUGCAUGAUGUGAUUCAACUACGUAUGUUAGAUGGAUGUUGGGGAACUAUAAUUAGCAUGGUACUGGUAUGCAUUUUGUUUGCUGUUGCUAUACUGUUUUAUGUAAAGCACCAAGCACAGCGCUGCCCCUGGUUUGCAGGCAUUCCAGUAUGACACUUUAAUUGCUACAGCAUAGAACUGUCAGGCCUAUGAUAUUUAUACAUGUAUGUCGUUGAGGUACUAUGAGAACAUUGCAUAUGAUAUAAUUAUUCCUAGUCGCAUCUCAUUACAAAAUCUUUACAGCCGUGUGUACAAGUGCACAUUGCCAUACUUGGUUUCCUACCAUUUACUACAUGUAUGUUAUGUUGACAUUGAUCAUGUUACGUAUGUUUGUGUAUAGAGCAUUAAAUAUGAAAAGACUUAAUUGUUUACAGUGAAUACCUUAAUUAAAAUCUUGUGGUGUAAUUCGUGUCAUGUUAGUCAAGCAAUGUCUUUCUGAACACAAUCCGACUAUGCAAUAAUCUGUUUCUACGUUCUUAAAUAUGCAUGCCAUUUUCACAGAGGCACGUACCUAUGUACCAACUUAGUCACACAGUCAUACUACAAAUUUCCAUGUUUCCAAAUUUCCAUGUUUCGCAUUAAUUAAGCCAUCAAAGAAAUCUCCAUGUGUUUAUCAUUACUAACAACUAUAAUAAAUACUAUACUUCAUACUUGGAAUGAUUGGAAGCUUUCCUAACACAAUUAUUCAUGUACUCCUGAUCAAGCGUAUGAUGUUUCAAAAUCUGACUACCUGGUGUUUUUGAACGCCUAGACUUAGUGUCCAAUUUGAAAUCUGAGUAGUAAUUUGGAAUAAGUAAUUGUGCAGCUAUAUCCUGUGUACUGCUAGUCCCACCACCCCCUUCACAUUCACUCACACUUUGGUGAUAUAUGAAUAGAGGUGUUGUUUUGCCUUGUAUUACCAUAAAGUGAUUCUGUUUUUGCACUGCAUGGAAUGAUGUGUUGCUUCCUCUGAUUGAUUAACUCAUUUGAUUUUCAACAAACACGCACUCCACCAUAUCUAACGGGACUCAAUAUUGGCAGGGUAUAUUUCAUUGCACCUAUAAUUAUGUACAAACAAACGAGGAUCACAUUUCAGUUUAAUAGUAAAUCUGUACGUAUCUAUGCACAUAUGUACGUCUAUCACCUACAGAGAUCAGAUCUAGUUUUACUGUCGCCACGGAUAUAUUUCUUUUCAUCGUUAUUACCACGAAUGCAUUUCCUUCCGUCUUUAUUACCGUGCCUGUGCUCGGAAGAGGGGGCGGGCGUAGCUAGAUAAAAACAUUACCCACCUUGUAAAUAAUUGUAUCAGCUCAGCUUUUAAGUGAAUGGGAGCUUAUUAGCACACAUGCACCACAGGUUCAAUUAUCAUAUAGGGUGUGUGUUUAGUGUGUAGCAUAAAAAUAAAUUAGGAAAAUCAAAGGGUGGGAGAAAGUGUAUUUAUGUAGGAAUUCAGUGGAUCUUCGUUUGCGACCAUUAGGUAUGUUUACUGGUAUGACAAUAACAGCCUACUGUCGGGAAAUACUGUGUGCAUGCAUGAUGAAGGAAGGAAACAGGAUCACAAAUAAGUGUUUAGGAAAUAAUAACAGGCAUGAAGGUGGCCAAUUUCAGAGACACAAUAUUCCUUUAAAAAUUCGUUAUUGGUCUGUUGAUUUUAUUUUGAUAUCUAAUUUGUAAGUGUGCCAUAACAACUUACCCAGGUGGCGCUGAUUACAGCCAGGUGACCUCUUGCACAAGAAAGAUCUCUUCAUUGCCAAUUUCAUCGUGGUUCAUUGAGCAUGUUGGCCUUGUAUGUAGGCCCUGAUAAAUUAUACUUUUUUUCACCCAUUACUCUAUUCUUUAAUUCUUGAAAAUGUGCCUAAUAUUAUUCUCCAAAAAAUGUGACAUAAUAAUUAUAGACAAAAUUAAGACGUAAACAUAAACACAGCACGCAACUGGCACACGACAUAAUCAUGGUUCUCAGUGUUAUCUUGCUGACUUGAACUGAUUCACCUUCAGCCAUUUUUUGCCACGAGAACAUUGUUAUGUAAAACUUAAUGUAAUGAUCUUUACCAAAUAUGAACAUUGAUGCCUAUAAUUAUUAUAUUGUGGCUGACAAGGGCCGUCGGGUAGGUGCCCACUCCUCGGAGUGGUGCUUAUAGCCGGCGGUCUGGAAGUCUGCAGGUGACUGAGCUUUAGACACCUAUUGUGCUAAAAUUAUUCCGAGCAUAAUUUAUCAGAGCCUACUUGUAUGGGUGGGGGUGCAUGGUCUGAUGGGCAGAUUUGAUAUUAAAGCCUCGUCGAAUAAAGGCGAGCAAAAGCUGGAUAUGUCAUGUGCCUGUGCGUGCAGGCGAGUGAUGAUUGAAACGAAAAGAGCAUGUUCGUCCUAUGAAUAGAUUGGUUGAUGCAAUUUAGGAAAUGCCGUUUCUGUGUGCAGACUAUUGCCUGUGUGUAUAUGGCAUGUGCACGAGUCCACUGCUUUACUCAAUCAAUGGCAAUGCUUUGGAAUGCGAGGGUGCCUGCUCCACCUCAAGAGACAUACUUAUGAUCUAUGCAUGCAUGUGUUGAUAUCCAAUGCAGAAUAAGAGAAAUAUUCAAUCACUGCAAUAUGCAUAAGCAUGCAUUGUUACUGUCAAGUUCUUAUACGUACUUUUAUGUGAUGAUUAGUCAUAAUCAUCGUGUGAGGGUUUUCCUUAAUUUUUUAGUAUUCAUGUCAUUUGCGGUAUGGUAGUUUGUCAUAUCUCGGUUUAUUACACCAACCAUAGCAACCUACACUAUAGACAGUUUUGUUCGUCACUGCCUAGUAAUGACGAAUUACUAUGAUCCAUAUACCUUUUCUCAGUGCAAUAACAUUAACUACACACCGUUAUUUUUGUUGUCAUAAUAGAAAGACGUUGUUACAUACAUGUACACUUUUCUGAAAUACCAAAUACUGUACUGUCCUAUAAGGACAUCUAUAAUUAUUAUUGAGUGACCAACAUCAUUGCUUUUUGCUGGCAAGACGAGUACCGUUAAACACCUAAAUUUAACGUGUCACUCCAUUUGCUGCAGCUAUAUAAUUAUAUAUAAUUAUAGGGUAUGUGUUUUUCUCCGCAGUUCGCUUCAGGAAAGCAAGGAAAAACAUUACAACCACACACAAAGUUAUCAUCAGUUUACCUAUAGAAGUUCCGGCAAAAAUGAGCCCCAAAAAGCUAUCCACAUAUAAAUGCUUGAAGAUAAUUAUACACUUACCUCCCGGCUACGAAUAAAGCAGACCCUUCCCUCAAAUGUGCAGCUGUGAAAGAAAAACAACACUAAAAAGUGUCCAUUUUGCAGCUGGGCGCCAGUGAGCAAUGCUCACUGUUAGGCCCUGAUAAAUUAUGCUCGGAAUAAUUUUAGCAUAAUAGGUGUCUAAAGAAUUAUUGGCGGCAAUGUCUAUUUUUGGUAAAGAUCAUUACAUUAAGUUUUGCAUAACGAUGUUUUCAUGGCAAAAAAUGGCUGAAGGUGAAUAUUUAGUCUCAUGAAUCAGCCGCUCUUUUAGGAAUACUUAAUUAUGGAUCAGUUCAAUUCAGCGAGAUAAUACGAUAUAUUAAUUAUGUCUUGAGUCAGUUGUGUGUUGUGUUUAUUUCUACGUCUUAAUUUUGUUACGUCACAUUUUUUGGGAAAAUCAGAGAAUAAUCGGAUUUUUUAUGAGAAUAAUAGGCACAUUUUUCAAGAAUUAAAGAAUAGAAUAAUGGGUGAAAAAAAGCAUAAUUUAUCAGGGCCUAGCACUGAGCAUUCCUCGUAUACAAUAGUUUUUCCAUGCUAUUUGGUGCAUAUGCAUAGUUUUCCCAGGCCAAUCCCCAACACAUUGCUGGUGGGUGAUGUCCGGUUAAAAUACGGUGUGUCUCAGCCACACCCAUCUCAUAUAUAAGUGGGCCGGUCAGAGUCAGAGGACCACCUAAUCAUGACCUUUAAAUACAUUCUAGGCCAAAUGACAUUUUACGCUAACUCAGCAGUUGAGAAUCAUGCGUAGCAAAAACUUAUCGUUACUAUGACUUCAACAUAAAUUGCCACCUCUGUGGAAAAACCUCUGCUGAGAUAUCAAGUGAAAUAAGGGUCUCAGUGACCAAUGGUCUCAGUGACCAAUCAAAUCAAUCACCAUUUGUGACAAGUAUAAUUUUUCUAAUGCGUUAUAGAAAAGAAUUCAGGGAAAGCCGCCAAAUAUAAUACCCACCACAUUUUCCAGUUAUACACAACACUAUUACAUCAGAUUCACAGUACAGGUGUAGGUAGGAAGCAACUGAACAAAGCUUUAUUAUUAUGCAACUUAAGUCUAAAAUGAGUCAUAUUGUACCUAUUCAACUUUGAGAGGAGCUUUAUUGAGCACACCACUUGUAGAUAAGAAACUUUUCCACAAGCGAUCAACGCUUACAACAGUCAGAGUAGUGAGAUGAGGAUGUCCUAUCACACUUAAUCGGCGAUCUCUUUCCAAACACAUCACAAGAUGUUUCUGUGAGCGUCGAUGGCCAGAUGUAAGAACAGGGGGGAAGGGUAACCCAUCCCGCAUUAAGGAGUAGCACCAGAGGAUUCGACUCAAACGGCCAUUGCCAUCUUCAAAAGGAUGAAGUGAAACUACUUUGCAAAAUAACCAGCUGGCUAGUUGAUAUGGGUCGUGAAUGGUUGAAGCCUUUGAUUCAUAAUCGGCCACAAUUUUUAUCAUGCUAGAGGGGACACAUUCAUGUGAUGGGAACACAUGCCGUCCAGCAUGUACAGAUAUGCUUCGAUAAAUACCUGCGUUUACCUUCUCACCAUCAUCUGUGUUCAAAUCUUGCAUCAUCGUUUUGUGGACAUCUUUAAUCAAAUCUUCUGUUAAACAGGAAUGCAUAACGUCUUCAUUGCAGAGAAUACGAUAGGCGUGUAGGUGGUUGACCAACUGUUGUAUGGCAGAGCUGUGGGUACUAUUAAUACUUUGGGUACACGUUCGCUCUGAAUAAGAACUUUGAUCGAUCAGUUCUUCCAAAAGUUUUUUUUCAACUUCAUUUUGUGUUAGUUUAUCGGGUAGAGUGCCUUCCAGUUGGUUGCUUUCCCAAAUAAAAGAGAUCGUCUUUUGUUUAGAAAAAAGUGCCAUUUCUCUUACAACUUGGUCAUUGUCAGAUAACUCUCCACACCAUUGGCUUUGAGCUUCUGUACAUCUCUUCCAAUGCUCUAUUGGUUUUUCAUUUGUUAUAAAACCAUCACUUGCCAGUGGAAGAUCACUCAAACUCUCCAUGCCAAACUCUCAAAUCUUCUUCAGAUUUUAAAACUUCUGGGUUGUGUCAUACAAUAAGCAAGGGUCACUUUUUAAAGUAAGGAUCUUUACCCACCCACAUGGCCUUAGCAAGACACCUUGCUUCCCCGGCCCCGCGCCCCUGCACCACGUACACCAUCACAUGAUAUGAAUGAGGAGUGCUGUAGUUACGCUAACUCGUCCACCCCCUGUAAGACCUACUCUGCCGCUGAGACCAGUGGCAACUGUCCCUCAGAGGUACCGUGGAAAUAGGUUGCCAGGGAACGGUGUGUACCUCCCUAUUAAUGCUCAAUAACAGUCUGCCAUGUAACCCCGCCCCUGUGAGCUCCCCUCUUGGAGACCGGCUGGUCUGCUCUGUAAACAUGCAGUGCUUUUACGAGCCCCUAGUUGGUAAUUACUUAGCUUACAAUGCACAAAGGUAUUACUUAAUUGUGUUUCUAUUGUAGGGCUGAUUGUGUCACAUGAAUAACUAAAACAGAGCCUAUACGUGUACGGAACUAUAUGCAUAGUGUCAUUCCAUGCAAUGGAUCUAACCUUUGAUACGGCACAAUUCAGUACACACUUACGUCAGAGACAACGUGUACAUGAAUACAAUGUUGUUAUAAUAUUUUAGCAAGAAUAGUGUACAGAUUUGACUCAUCACUGCAUGCUAUUAUCCAUUUUCCCUGCUUUGGAACACAAUUACUGUUUCAGUAAAACUGACUUGCUCCUCUCCCCUCCACACAUGCACGCACGCACGCACACACACACACACACACACACACACACACACACACACACAUGUUGAGUUCAUGAGUGAGAACGUUGUGCUCAGUGUUCUCUUUAUUGUGACCAUCCUCUGGAUACCUCCCUCCAUCAUCGUCAGCAUCAUAGUGGCGCUGAUUACAGCCAGGUGACCUCUUGCACAAGAAAGAUCUCUUCAUUGCCAAUUUCAUCGUGGUUCAUUGAGCAUGUUGGCCUUGUAUGUAGGCCCUGAUAAAUUAUACUUUUUUUCAACCAUUACUCUAUUCUUUAAUUCUUGAAAAUGUGCCUAAUAUUAUUCUCCAAAAAAUGUGACAUAAUAAUUAUAGACAAAAUUAAGACGUAAACAUAAACACAGCACGCAACUGGCACACGACAUAAUCAUGGUUCUCAGUGUUAUCUUGCUGACUUGAACUGAUUCACCUUCAGCCAUUUUUUGCCACGAGAACAUUGUUAUGUAAAACUUAAUGUAAUGAUCUUUACCAAAUAUGAACAUUGAUGCCUAUAAUUAUUAUAUUGUGGCUGACAAGGGCCGUCGGGUAGGUGCCCACUCCUCGGAGUGGUGCUUAUAGCCGGCGGUCUGGAAGUCUGCAGGUGACUGAGCUUUAGACACCUAUUGUGCUAAAAUUAUUCCGAGCAUAAUUUAUCAGAGCCUACUUGUAUGGGUGGGGGUGCAUGGUCUGAUGGGCAGAUUUGAUAUUAAAGCCUCGUCGAAUAAAGGCGAGCAAAAGCUGGAUAUGUCAUGUGCCUGUGCGUGCAGGCGAGUGAUGAUUGAAACGAAAAGAGCAUGUUCGUCCUAUGAAUAGAUUGGUUGAUGCAAUUUAGGAAAUGCCGUUUCUGUGUGCAGACUAUUGCCUGUGUGUAUAUGGCAUGUGCACGAGUCCACUGCUUUACUCAAUCAAUGGCAAUGCUUUGGAAUGCGAGGGUGCCUGCUCCACCUCAAGAGACAUACUUAUGAUCUAUGCAUGCAUGUGUUGAUAUCCAAUGCAGAAUAAGAGAAAUAUUCAAUCACUGCAAUAUGCAUAAGCAUGCAUUGUUACUGUCAAGUUCUUAUACGUACUUUUAUGUGAUGAUUAGUCAUAAUCAUCGUGUGAGGGUUUUCCUUAAUUUUUUAGUAUUCAUGUCAUUUGCGGUAUGGUAGUUUGUCAUAUCUCGGUUUAUUACACCAACCAUAGCAACCUACACUAUAGACAGUUUUGUUCGUCACUGCCUAGUAAUGACGAAUUACUAUGAUCCAUAUACCUUUUCUCAGUGCAAUAACAUUAACUACACACCGUUAUUUUUGUUGUCAUAAUAGAAAGACGUUGUUACAUACAUGUACACUUUUCUGAAAUACCAAAUACUGUACUGUCCUAUAAGGACAUCUAUAAUUAUUAUUGAGUGACCAACAUCAUUGCUUUUUGCUGGCAAGACGAGUACCGUUAAACACCUAAAUUUAACGUGUCACUCCAUUUGCUGCAGCUAUAUAAUUAUAUAUAAUUAUAGGGUAUGUGUUUUUCUCCGCAGUUCGCUUCAGGAAAGCAAGGAAAAACAUUACAACCACACACAAAGUUAUCAUCAGUUUACCUAUAGAAGUUCCGGCAAAAAUGAGCCCCAAAAAGCUAUCCACAUAUAAAUGCUUGAAGAUAAUUAUACACUUACCUCCCGGCUACGAAUAAAGCAGACCCUUCCCUCAAAUGUGCAGCUGUGAAAGAAAAACAACACUAAAAAGUGUCCAUUUUGCAGCUGGGCGCCAGUGAGCAAUGCUCACUGUUAGGCCCUGAUAAAUUAUGCUCGGAAUAAUUUUAGCAUAAUAGGUGUCUAAAGAAUUAUUGGCGGCAAUGUCUAUUUUUGGUAAAGAUCAUUACAUUAAGUUUUGCAUAACGAUGUUUUCAUGGCAAAAAAUGGCUGAAGGUGAAUAUUUAGUCUCAUGAAUCAGCCGCUCUUUUAGGAAUACUUAAUUAUGGAUCAGUUCAAUUCAGCGAGAUAAUACGAUAUAUUAAUUAUGUCUUGAGUCAGUUGUGUGUUGUGUUUAUUUCUACGUCUUAAUUUUGUUACGUCACAUUUUUUGGGAAAAUCAGAGAAUAAUCGGAUUUUUUAUGAGAAUAAUAGGCACAUUUUUCAAGAAUUAAAGAAUAGAAUAAUGGGUGAAAAAAAGCAUAAUUUAUCAGGGCCUAGCACUGAGCAUUCCUCGUAUACAAUAGUUUUUCCAUGCUAUUUGGUGCAUAUGCAUAGUUUUCCCAGGCCAAUCCCCAACACAUUGCUGGUGGGUGAUGUCCGGUUAAAAUACGGUGUGUCUCAGCCACACCCAUCUCAUAUAUAAGUGGGCCGGUCAGAGUCAGAGGACCACCUAAUCAUGACCUUUAAAUACAUUCUAGGCCAAAUGACAUUUUACGCUAACUCAGCAGUUGAGAAUCAUGCGUAGCAAAAACUUAUCGUUACUAUGACUUCAACAUAAAUUGCCACCUCUGUGGAAAAACCUCUGCUGAGAUAUCAAGUGAAAUAAGGGUCUCAGUGACCAAUGGUCUCAGUGACCAAUCAAAUCAAUUGCACCAUUUGUGACAAGUAUAAUUUUUCUAAUGCGUUAUAGAAAAGAAUUCAGGGAAAGCCGCCAAAUAUAAUACCCACCACAUUUUCCAGUUAUACACAACACUAUUACAUCAGAUUCACAGUACAGGUGUAGGUAGGAAGCAACUGAACAAAGCUUUAUUAUUAUGCAACUUAAGUCUAAAAUGAGUCAUAUUGUACCUAUUCAACUUUGAGAGGAGCUUUAUUGAGCACACCACUUGUAGAUAAGAAACUUUUCCACAAGCGAUCAACGCUUACAACAGUCAGAGUAGUGAGAUGAGGAUGUCCUAUCACACUUAAUCGGCGAUCUCUUUCCAAACACAUCACAAGAUGUUUCUGUGAGCGUCGAUGGCCAGAUGUAAGAACAGGGGGGAAGGGUAACCCAUCCCGCAUUAAGGAGUAGCACCAGAGGAUUCGACUCAAACGGCCAUUGCCAUCUUCAAAAGGAUGAAGUGAAACUACUUUGCAAAAUAACCAGCUGGCUAGUUGAUAUGGGUCGUGAAUGGUUGAAGCCUUUGAUUCAUAAUCGGCCACAAUUUUUAUCAUGCUAGAGGGGACACAUUCAUGUGAUGGGAACACAUGCCGUCCAGCAUGUACAGAUAUGCUUCGAUAAAUACCUGCGUUUACCUUCUCACCAUCAUCUGUGUUCAAAUCUUGCAUCAUCGUUUUGUGGACAUCUUUAAUCAAAUCUUCUGUUAAACAGGAAUGCAUAACGUCUUCAUUGCAGAGAAUACGAUAGGCGUGUAGGUGGUUGACCAACUGUUGUAUGGCAGAGCUGUGGGUACUAUUAAUACUUUGGGUACACGUUCGCUCUGAAUAAGAACUUUGAUCGAUCAGUUCUUCCAAAAGUUUUUUUUCAACUUCAUUUUGUGUUAGUUUAUCGGGUAGAGUGCCUUCCAGUUGGUUGCUUUCCCAAAUAAAAGAGAUCGUCUUUUGUUUAGAAAAAAGUGCCAUUUCUCUUACAACUUGGUCAUUGUCAGAUAACUCUCCACACCAUUGGCUUUGAGCUUCUGUACAUCUCUUCCAAUGCUCUAUUGGUUUUUCAUUUGUUAUAAAACCAUCACUUGCCAGUGGAAGAUCACUCAAACUCUCCAUGCCAAACUCUCAAAUCUUCUUCAGAUUUUAAAACUUCUGGGUUGUGUCAUACAAUAAGCAAGGGUCACUUUUUAAAGUAAGGAUCUUUACCCACCCACAUGGCCUUAGCAAGACACCUUGCUUCCCCGGCCCCGCGCCCCUGCACCACGUACACCAUCACAUGAUAUGAAUGAGGAGUGCUGUAGUUACGCUAACUCGUCCACCCCCUGUAAGACCUACUCUGCCGCUGAGACCAGUGGCAACUGUCCCUCAGAGGUACCGUGGAAAUAGGUUGCCAGGGAACGGUGUGUACCUCCCUAUUAAUGCUCAAUAACAGUCUGCCAUGUAACCCCGCCCCUGUGAGCUCCCCUCUUGGAGACCGGCUGGUCUGCUCUGUAAACAUGCAGUGCUUUUACGAGCCCCUAGUUGGUAAUUACUUAGCUUACAAUGCACAAAGGUAUUACUUAAUUGUGUUUCUAUUGUAGGGCUGAUUGUGUCACAUGAAUAACUAAAACAGAGCCUAUACGUGUACGGAACUAUAUGCAUAGUGUCAUUCCAUGCAAUGGAUCUAACCUUUGAUACGGCACAAUUCAGUACACACUUACGUCAGAGACAACGUGUACAUGAAUACAAUGUUGUUAUAAUAUUUUAGCAAGAAUAGUGUACAGAUUUGACUCAUCACUGCAUGCUAUUAUCCAUUUUCCCUGCUUUGGAACACAAUUACUGUUUCAGUAAAACUGACUUGCUCCUCUCCCCUCCACACAUGCACGCACGCACGCACACACACACACACACACACACACACACACACACACACACAUGUUGAGUUCAUGAGUGAGAACGUUGUGCUCAGUGUUCUCUUUAUUGUGACCAUCCUCUGGAUACCUCCCUCCAUCAUCGUCAGCAUCAUAAUUACAAAAAUUGGAGGAAUUUCUCUAAAGCUGCUGACAAACAGGAGAUAGAACAGUGCCUACUGAACGUGGAAGACAAAUUCAGACCAGAUGGACACCAUCGCCCUAACAUUGAUGUUUUCAAAGCCAAGAAAGCGCUGCAAAAACUACACUCUAUAGCUGAAUCCAUAUACGAUGACUCCUACAUAUUGGGUGGUCUACUACCUUCCUGCAAGGGAAAUUCCCUCCCCAGAGAACAUCACGUUGUCGAAAUACCGUGACGGAGUUUGCAAUCCAGAGAGGGGCCGGACCCUGAAAAAGAUGAUGUACACUUGUUUGUGAAAAGCAGAGAGGUCAAAGGUCGGUCAGAGAAUAGAUAUCGUGCACAAGACAGUAUUACUUUUUUGAGUAGCCAAUCGAUUAGUGUACAUGUAGUUAGGGUGCAUGUGGAUUUUGUGGAUUUUAAUGAUUUUUAAUUAUGCAUAAGUAACGUUUUACUUGCAAUUUUUAUAGCUAAAUAACUGUUUUUGUAGUGAACUCCUACUAUAGUCAUGAGCCAUGCUUCAAAUUCUUUGAUGCAGGUGGGCUUACUAAUUCAAUUUAUUGAGUUUACUUAUAAGUACAA
Molecule: messenger RNA, 19210 nt
Organism: Halichondria panicea
Lineage: Eukaryota; Metazoa; Porifera; Demospongiae; Suberitida; Halichondriidae
Product: ADAM 17-like protease
Exons: 28
Coding region: 79-2646 (855 amino acids)
Biological process (GO): membrane protein ectodomain proteolysis; Notch signaling pathway
Cellular component (GO): plasma membrane
Molecular function (GO): metalloendopeptidase activity
Source: RefSeq, a predicted model, not a curated record